AUGCUGAGGAUCUUAAUCCUGGCUCUCGUUGCUUCCCAAGGUGUUCGUGCUGCAUGGGUGGAGGAUAGAUACGCCAGGCCCAGUGGUGCCCGGCGCCUAUCGCAGGAACUUGCCAACAGAAAGGAAAUCGCACAAGCUCGGAAUGGCGAAGCUGCGAGAGCACUGAAAAACCAGGAACUGCUGCGCCUGGCGGCAGGGGCUCCGAAUGAGACGACCCAGGCCACCGUCGACGACCUCUUGGCAUCCGGCGCGGAUCCCGACGCCUGCUGCUCCAAGUCCGGCGGCUCCGCGCUGCACGAGGCAACGGCUAUGGACAACGACAUUGUCGCGUCGUCGCUGCUGGGUGCAGGCGCGGACGUCGCCCCGAUGGACGUCUACGGCUACACACCCCUCCACACGGCGGCCAUCUCCAAUGCCGUGCGCGUGGCAACGGUUCUCCUGGACGAGGGGGCAGACGUCGACGCUGUGGACAACGUGGGGGCGACGGCGCUGCACCUCGCUUCGGAGUUUGGCAGCGCGGCCGUGGCAGAGGCCAUCAUCGAUGCUGGCGCCAACGUGACGGCGAAAAACGACUUGGGAAAAACGCCCAGAGAUCUCACCUGCGCGAGACUGUGCCCCAGCGGUGCGCACUCGAAGCUGACGGAACUCUUCGCGCAGGCAAACUUGGCGGCACAAAAUCCUCUUGAUAAGGACUUGCUGAAGGUCGCCAUGUCGCCACCAAAUGCAUCCACGACUGAGUUGGUUGAGAGCCUCCUGGACAUGGGCGCCAGCGCCGAUGCCUGUUGCACAGAUUUGGGCGGAUAUGCUCUCCAUGCGACGACCGCAUUUGACAACGAGGCGGCUGCCAGAGCGCUGACAGCAAGUGGGGCUGCCUUGGAGGUGGAAGACUUGCUAGGCAGCAAGCCGCUUCACGCAGCGUGCUCGACAAAUGCCCUGGCCGUAGCCAAGGUGCUGCUCGAGGAGGGUGCGAACGCGGAAGCGCUGGACCACUUUUCUCAAACCCCCUUGCAUGUGGCGGCGUCUUUCGGCCGGUUGGAACAUUGCCAGGCUCUUCUGAUGGUCGGCGCCAACCGCAGCGCGGAGAACGUCAACGGCGAGAGACCUGCUGACGUCAUAUGCGAGGUGCCGUGCCCGGAUGACGUAAGGGACAGCCUGCAGCUUCUUCUCGACGUGCAGGAGGCGAAAGUGCCUACUUCAGAACCCGAGGGAGGAGUCGACGAGGUCGAGGAGCUCAGUGAAGGUGCCGGUCAAGAAAGUCGGCAGAAUCAGACUCCCGGGUUUGGAGAGGAAAGAAGUAAGGAGGAAGCCGUUUUUAACCUGGACCUGCUUAACCUCGCCUCGCGCCCCCCCGCGCCGUCCUCCCGCCGCUUCGCCGCCAAGCUCCUGUCCAAGGGCGCCGACCCGAACGCCUGCUGCCUGGCCGCCGGCGCAUCCGCCCUCCACGCCACCGCCGAGCUCGACAACGACAUCGUCGCCGCGGCUCUUAUCUCCGCGGGCGCGGCAAUCGAUCCCCGCGACGAUCACGGGGACACGCCACUGCACGUGGCCGCGGUGGUGGAUGCCGUGAAAGUGGCCAGGCUGCUGAUCGACGCGGGGGCGGAUCUUGAGGCCGUGGAUGAGGUGGGAGAUUCGCCGCUGCACCACGCGGCGGAGUGGGGAGCCGUGGGAGUUGCGGGGAUGCUGGUGGAGGCGGGGGCGGACGUUUGGGCGGAGAACGGGGAUGGGUACGUGCCGGGAGAGGUGGUCUGCGAGGGGCUGUGCGAGGAGGGUGGACGGGAGGGGUUGGAGGCGCUGCUGUCGCCGAAGGAAGAGGAGGGUAGCAAGCAAAGUCAGAAAAACCAGCAGCAACUCGACGAGAAGCUGCUGGAGAUCUCUGCUGGCAACGACACGGGCUCGGAGAAGGACGCCACGAAGCUCCUGGCCCGGGGCGCCGACCCGGACGCCUGCUGCCUGGGCUUCGGAUCCUCCGCGCUCCACGCCGCCUCCCAGUUCGGCAACACCCCCGUGGCGCGCGUCUUAGUCACCGCGGGGGCAAGCCUCAGCCCGCAGGACGACUUUGGCCAGACGCCGCUGCACGACGCCGCCAUAGCGGGCGCAGACGGUGUGGCUAAAGUACUGAUAGGGGCGGGCGCCGAGGUGGACCCCCGGGACCGCAGCGGGCGCACGCCACUACACCUGGCGGCGGAGUCCGGCAGCGUGGGCGUGGCGGAGGCUCUGCUGUCCGCGGGCGCGGACCCCGGGGCCCGGGACGACGGCGGGAUGACCCCGGCUGAUGUCAUAUGCGAGACGGACUGCGGGGGGGAGGGGGCGACGGAGGCGGCGGAGGCGCUAGGGGAGCUGUUGAGAUGA
This is a messenger RNA of Ostreobium quekettii, 2349 nucleotides long. The record is from the annotation of a GenBank genome assembly. NCBI's taxonomy places the organism in Eukaryota, Viridiplantae, Chlorophyta, Ulvophyceae, Bryopsidales, Ostreobiaceae.